CUUGGUGCUGAUUGGCUGCGGACGGUGAGGCGGUUUAAUGGAACUUAAAGUCGGCGUGAGAAGAGUGGAUCGUGGCAGAGCAAGAGGAGGAAAGAUGAGGGAUGUAGAAGAGCUCAGUGAUGUUGGAGCUGCCGUUCUCGCAAAGAAAGAUCAGGAUGGAGGAGAGGAUAAAGCAGGUCCGAAGAAGAAAGUGAAGGAGCUGAAAGUUCUCGAUUCCAAAUCGUCGCAGAACCUCUCUAUUUUCCUGGGCUCGAACAGAUUGCCUUAUGAGGAGAUGAAAAAUGCAAUUUUGGAGGUGAACGAGAAGGUGCUUACAGAGAACACGGUGCAGAGUCUGCUGAAGCUGUUGCCUGAGGAGGAGCAGCUAAAUGUGUUAUUAGAGUUGAAGGAUGAAUACGACGACCUCGCCGAGUCUGAACAGUUUGGAGUGGUGAUAAGUUCGGUGAAACGUCUGAAGCCGCGGCUCAACGCCAUCUUGUUCCGGCUGCAGUUUGAAGAGCAGAUAAAUAACGUGAAGCCGGACAUCGUGGCCGUGACUGCAGCGUGCGAGGAGCUGAUCAAGAGCGAUAACUUUUCCCAGCUCCUUCAGAUCAUCCUGCUCAUUGGCAACUACAUGAACGCCGGCUCACGUAACGCCAGAGCCUUUGGCUUCGGCAUCAGCUACCUGUGCAAGCUCAGAGACACCAAGUCCGCAGAUCAGAAGCAGACUCUCUUGCAUUUCCUGGCAGACGUGUGUCAGGAGCAACAUCCCAACGUCAUGCACUUCCCCGAGGAGCUUAUUCACCUGGAGAAAGCCAGCAGAGUUUCGGCAGAGACGCUGCAGAAGAAUCUGGAUCAGAUGGGGAAGCAGAUCAAGGAUCUGGAGAAGGACGUUGAGACUUUCCCUCCUCCCCAAAAUGACAAGGACAAGUUUGUUGAGAAAAUGACUAGUUUUGUGGCGACUGCCCGAGAGCAGUUUGAGAAGCUCAAGCUGAUGCACGGCAACAUGGAGAAGCAGUAUGAAGACCUGGGCAAAUACUUUGUGUUUGACCCCAAGAAGAUGGGCCCCGAGGAGCUAUUCGGGGACCUCAACAACUUUAGGAACAUGUUCCAGCAAGCCGUGAUCGAGAAUCAGAAACGCAAGGAAGCAGAAGAAAAGAUGCGCAAGGCCAAACUCGCGAAAGAGAAAGCCGAGAAAGAGAAAGAGGAGAGGCAGAAGAGAAUGAACGCCGGGCACUCACUCAACAUCAAUGACGAUGGCGACGAGACGGGUAUCAUGGACGGCCUGUUGGAAGCGCUUCAGUCAGGAGCUGCUUUCAAAAGGAAGAGAGGACCACGGCAAGCAGGAAAUCGGAGAGGAGCUGGUCAAGCAGUGACGAACAUUCUCGCCAAAGAACUGCUGCAGGAAGACCCCAAGCCUCAAGCCACAGCCAAAAAGACCCGACUGGACAAUGAAAGCAAAAAGGCAGAGUCAGCGGAAGACACAGGUUCACUGGAGGAUCUUUUGGACGAUGCCCCAGCACGGUCUAAUUAGGAACUUCCUAUAUUGACCCUCCCUUUCAUGCUGAAGGAGUCAAGGGGUUGGACAUUGUUUUGGCGCCAAAUGUGAUGGCAGGGCUUUCUUUGACCCACACCCCCAAGUAAGCCUUCAUGGCUUACCAUUGGCCAAUUUUACUGUAGAUGAGGGGCUCUGUCGGCCCUGCCCAUAAUUGGAGUUUAGGGAGUGCUGCCACAACACCUUUACUCAUCCACUGCCCUGUUUUCAUCACUUAUUUCGUAUCUUAUUAUUCAACACUUCCUUGAAGGUAAAAUCGGAUCAACCCAAAGAUAUGUUCUUAAACCCUGACACCUAUCAGGGGAUACAUUCCAGGAUAUUUCUGCACUUAUAUGUUUAGUUUCUUUGUACUCAAGUUGUUUAUCAAUACUUCGUAUCUACACACAGAAAUUGUUUGUUGUUGUUUUCUGGAGCCAAGUGUAGCUACUAUGCAAAACAUACUGUAUAUGGGGUGAUAAAGUGAAUUUCCAUUACAUUAGCACAAGCAAAGCAAAAAAGUGCCAACUGAUAGCAAAUGUACCUACCAGCAAACUGGUCAAUAAGAGUGUGCCUUAAGUGGAAUGGAAACCAAACACAGGCAGGUAUGUUCGCUGACCAUUUACUUGAUAGAGAAUGUGUGCGAGAGUGUGAGUGUGUGCGAGCGAGAGCGUGCGUGCGAGAGUGUGAGUGUGUGCAAGCGCGAGGGGCUGUGUGCGCGAGAGGGUGAGUGCGUGCGAGCGCGAGGGGGUGAGUGUGUGUGAGUUAUAUUGAAGGUCUGGUACUUCAUUGUGAGACUAUUUUCCCUGUGACAGUUCUGCUGUUUUUGUCUAUUUUUGUCCUUUAGAAAGCUCAAGCUGCACAUCUCCUAGCUAAAUCCAGAGUAGUCUCUCAUUAUAUCACCACAGUGAUAGUGGGGGUGUGUGUGUGUGUGCGCGCGCGUGUGCGUGUGGGAGCGUUUACACACUGCUCUGUAUAAUUACUGCACUGGAUAAACUGUCAUAAACAGUUCUACUGUGUGUAUAUCUGAGAGACAUGGAUGUGCUGAAUAUGUACUGAAUUUCCCGCACACUUAAUCGCCGCCCAGAAGGCGCUGCAGUCUUCGCCUGUUAUCCUGUCCAUGUUUGAUUUAAGACAGAUUUUGAGUUUGCUCGUGCCAGACGAACAAACAGUUCGUUCUCUUUAGCUGUCAGGGGGGAAAACACGCAUCAGUUUAAUACUGCAGUUAUUACUCUCUGUGUUCUCAGAUACAUCGCCGAGGUCCAGUAUUUCUGCUGGAAAUGAUCUCCCAUUCAGCAGAAUAUUACUCUCAGCUUAUCAACAUCUAAUCAUUUAAACCGUUUGCUGGAACAGUAUACACAUUAUACAUGUUAGAUGUCUGUAAGGGUUUUUAAACAGCAUCUUUGUCCUGAAUGUACCGUAACAUUGUCAUCAUAGGUCUUAAAACACUGGACACACGCUUAUUGACUGCAAGGCAUUCUGGAUGUUCUGCUGCAGUUAUGUGAACGUGCAGCUGCUUUCGAUGCGUCUCUGUUUUAUCCUGAGAAGGAGUCUUCCAUAGAACCCUCGGUACUGUAUGGACGAUUUUGUAGCACGUCUGUAAGGAUGAUUUAGCAGUUAUAAAGCCUCUACGCGUCGGCCGAGCCUUUAGUUUGAGCGUAGAGCACUUUUCAAAUCAGCUGAGGAAGAUUUAGCCAUAGAACUGACUCUCUCUCUCUCUCUCUCUCUCUCUCUCUCUCUCUCUCUCGCUCUCCUUUUGUUUUCACUCAUCUGGCAUUAAUACCUGGGAAUUAUUUGUAUAUGAGCUUCAUGUAAAGACUUGUAGACCAACAAAAGAAAGCGUGGAGAAAAAAAAAAUAGUUUUAAAUUGAUUUGCACCUCACAGUUCAGAUUUCAAGAGGUUUUUUUUAUGCUUUGCAUUUGCUAAUUUAGUAAAGCUCCACACAUCUAUCAAAAUAACAGAGAAAGGGUUCACUAUUAUAUUAAUGUCAAAAUAAAUCCAUUCCACAAAGUGAAAGUUUCAUUUCCAUGGGCGGAGUUUUUCAGAGCCCUCUGGAAGCCAGACGUUGGUUCUAACUGUAGGUCACUGAUGGAUGGAUUAGAGCCUCGCGGGGCAUUUACUGAACGUUCCUGUUCCAGUAUGAUAACUGUUGGAUUAUGUAAAAUGCUGGAGAGUAUCAAUACAUCACUGGGUUGUGAAAAAUACAAUGCAUAGUCUUUUUUUUUUUUCCAUUUUAUGGACGGAGUUUUCUAUCUAAAUUUUUAUUGAUUGUUUUAUUUUUAAGAGGAAUGAUGCAACUAGAAAUACACUUGGUCCUGUGUGUGUAUAUUGAAUUAUCUUUAGAUAAAUGAAUGCUUCCAAUUCUGUUCAGUCCUUGCCAUUAAAAAAAAAAACCUUUAGUAGGAUCUCA
Ictalurus punctatus (channel catfish) is the source of this 3921-nucleotide messenger RNA. It is a transcript of the gene diaph1, whose product is annotated as protein diaphanous homolog 1. Gene Ontology annotation, molecular function: actin binding; microtubule binding. The record is from RefSeq and is a predicted model, not a curated record. The coding region runs from base 38 to 1513 and encodes 491 amino acids. Gene Ontology annotation, biological process: actin filament polymerization. The transcript is spliced from 11 exons. NCBI's taxonomy places the organism in Eukaryota, Metazoa, Chordata, Actinopteri, Siluriformes, Ictaluridae. Gene Ontology annotation, cellular component: cytoplasm; actin filament.